This is a messenger RNA of Acanthopagrus latus (yellowfin seabream), 1695 nucleotides long. Its product is annotated as coiled-coil domain-containing protein 92. The coding region runs from base 319 to 1233 and encodes 304 amino acids. The transcript has 4 exons. Lineage: Eukaryota; Metazoa; Chordata; Actinopteri; Spariformes; Sparidae. The record is from RefSeq and is a predicted model, not a curated record.
UCUUCCUCCUGCAGCGUGGCACUCAUCACUCCUCAUACUCGGCUGCUUUGUUGUGGCCACAGCAGCAGCAGCAGCAGCAGCAGCAGCAGCAGGAAGGUUAUGAGGAGGUUAUUCCGCCUCCUGACUGCAGCAGCAUCCUGAGCACUGAGCUGCAGCUGCUGCAGUGAAGCGGCUCUUUACGCGCCGGACGGCUCUUUUGUUUUUCUGCGUCUCUGCGGCUGCAUCAAGGGCAGAAAGCAGCGGGGCGAUACGGGGAUCCAUGAGCGACGCCGCGAGCUGCAGACCGCCUCAGUAUCACGGUCCUGCGGGGGUUCAGUCAUGGAUGCGGGGCGGCUGGAGCAGCAGGUGGCCAGUGUGGACAGAGGCAUCGCCUUCCUGAAGCAGGAGCACCUGGCCAUGCUGACCGGUCUGCAGCUGGAGAUCACUCACCUGAAGAGGCGCUGUCAUGAGCUGAGCUGUGAGCUGGACUCCAGGUUUCCUGACAGAAACACAGAAGAGGAGGAGGCGGAGCUGGCAGCGCGAUGCGAGGCUGCAGAGCGCCUCCUAGAGGACCAGCAGUGCAUGAUGGUCGCGGCGCGUGGGGAGCUGCGGGCCGGCCGGGCGCGAGCGUCGGCGCUCGGGAGGAGCCUCAGGGAAGAGGAGCGAUGUUUCCUGGAGGAGCUGAAACGGCGCAGCCACAAGAUCACGCUGCUGAGUCGCGAGCUGCAGCGGCAGAACGUCAUCACGACGAGCCUCUGCCACGAGCUCCACAGCGCUCGCUUAAAACUGUUCCAGCAGCGGCAGAGCUCGGAGUCUGCCGCGGAGGGAGAGGGGGAGCCCGGAGGGAAGGAGGGAGGAGAAGGAGAGGAAGAGGAGGACGAAGAUGACGACGAAGAAGAAGAAGAAGAAGACGAUGAAGAUUAUGAAGGAGGAGGCUCGGACUGGCUUCUGUCUCCGCCCCCUCCGGCCUCUCCCAGCCAACCAGAAGCGAGACACAAGAGGCGUGUCACCGCGAGAGAGGAGAGGGUCAGAGCCUGCGUCCCACAGGAGAGAGUGACAUCACCACAGAGGCCACACCCCAUGCCUGACCCCGCCCUCUUCUUGGUGCCGCUUAGAUACCGCCUCCUCCGCUUGAGCCAGCCAAUCAGAACGCAGGACGGAGAGGGGCUGGAGGACGAGUGGGAGGAUAUAGAGGACAGCAGGGUGCACAGGAGGGUGGACAUGGGAGCAGGCGAGGGAGAAACCGCUCUGUGAUGAAGACGAACAGACUAAGAUGUCUUCCAGCGGGUCUCAGCCGACGUCAGGCGAACAUCUGAUGCAGUGAUUCUAGGAGAUGUAACCAUGUGAUUGUGUGUAGAUUUCAGGAAGUGAGUUAGAUAUUUAGAGUUAGUUUGCACAAGAGUGUGAGUGAUCAAACCGACACAUGUUGGACUGAACUUGUCACAUUGACAGUUCAGCCUGAGAAGCGUGAGUGUGUUUCAUACGGAUGCCUUUUUGAUUUUAACACCGUCGAUCACGGCUUCUUGCCUGUAAGUAGUCGCCUCGCCUCCGGGUGUAACCAACACUCGCACCGUUACCGUUCAAAGUGGCAGCCUGCUUUUCUCACUGCACCGGCCAUGUUCCAGGUUUGAGAGGUCACUCCAGAAAGGUGUAGGGACAUUUUGUAUGAUUUGCACUUUAUUAAAUUCAUGCAAUGUGCCUGAUAAUGGCAGAGAA